AUGUCUCUACACUACUACCACCAAAGGCUCGCGUGGCGGCCCAUCUCAUAUCUUGAAGAGAAGGUCAAUCUUAUUCUUAGCGGCAAAGGUCCGCCCGACCAGAACAAACCUCAACAGCAAGAUAAUCAAGACUUAAGUUACUCAGCUUCUUCAGGUCCAUCCUCGAAUGAGUUCAGUGGCAAUUUGAAUGAGCCUUUCUUCGGACUUGGCUACGACGACACGAAAGCUACCCCCUCUCGAGUUUCCCGGGCAAUCGAACUCUAUUUCCAAUACUGCCAUCGACAACCGAUAUGGUGCUUCGAGCGAGAAGAAGUAAAGGACCCCAGUUAUCUCUCCGAAGAACUAGUCUGCAGCAUCAUAACAUUGACCUCACGAUUCUCCCAAGACCGUGAAGAGAUACAACAAUAUGGGGAUACCGCACGGACCCUGGUGAUGCUUCGUAUUGCGAAUGGAACUAUCGAGCUCGAAACGAUCGAAAGCUUGUGUCUUUUGUCCUAUUCCUCCUUUCUUGAUGGAGAUGGGCCACUUGGACGAUUUCAUCUAGGUCUCGCUCUCCAGCUCUGCCGCUCUGCAAUGCUGGACCUAAAUUCUACAUACGGCAUUCAGUGCCCAUCUGCUGAGCGAAAGAAGAGGCUCUUCUGGAGUCUUCAGUCGCUUGAGCAGACUUAUGGACAAAUAGGUGGGAUACUAAGUGUUCAGGCCGAGGUAUUACGCUCGUUUUAUCUUUCAACGGGUAGCGACGAGCUUCUUGAGAAGCCCGAGCACCAUCCUCCGCCCCUCCCCAAUGAUACGCUUGGCUGCACCAGUAUAUCUGACAUUGGAAUUUGGAAUCUCGCUCUCCAUUUUGGAUGGGUAUGGAAUCGAGUCAGAAGCUAUGUCUUUGACUGUGCACAAAGCAAGCUGACAGAGCCUUGGCGGCAUGACUCAAUGUACGCGAUGGUGCUUUCUGAUCUUACCGAGCUGGAAAAUAAAUUGUCCCUUUGUCACCGAUACGAUUCAGUCAAGUUUUACGAACGUCGCCCAGAUGAGCUACGAGGAAACAGAGACUACUGGGCCUCUUGGCUCAAACUGCAGUUUACCUACCACACUAUUCUGACAGUUUUGAACCACCCUUUCCUUUAUAUUGUUGCUUCUCAAUACAACCACAAGUUGACGAUUCCAAACACAUUUUGGCGACGAUCUUCGGAAGUGGUUAUGCUUCAUGCCACCUGGAUCGUCCGCAUGAUUGAUAUGGUCACCGACAAGAAAAUGCGAUUAAUCGAUCCUUUCUUUGGACAUGCUGCUGCAAUUGCUGCAACGGUGCAUCUUUAUUUCUGUUGUGCUGCCGAUCCAAGGUUAAAGUAUAAGUCCAAGACCGACUUUUCGAAAUGCAGGAGAUUCUUGAAAAGCUUCGUUCCAUUUUCUCCUGCAUGCGAAGCUCUGGUAUGUAGAUCUCCAGCCCGAAAGGAAGCCUUCCCACUGACAUUUUACACCAAGGACCGAACACUAGAUAAAAUGACACGCAUUGCCUCUGGCUCUGAGAAGGUGGACUUUGACUGGGAACCCUCAAAAAUCCAUCUCAGCAUUCCUCUUAUGUGGGACGUGCUACAAAUCAGCUGUUUACCGACAUCUGAUGAGAACCCAUCAGCUGGGCUGCUCCACCCCUCUCUGAUGCCUGUCAUUUUCGAACAAGACAAGGAAAAUUCAGCUUCCACCGUUGAAGUUAUUGUGGCUAUGUCUCCUGACAUUACAGUCAACACAACCGAUGGUGGCUCGGCCGCCCAUGUACCCCCUAAGAUGCCCCGGAUCGCUGUUUCAGCGCCCAAUUCCCCGACUGCCGCACUUGGUGAUAAACUCGUUGCCCCCGCUGACAGCUUGAUGGCUAACACUCCUUGGCUUUGGGCUGACCCUUCACAAUUUGUUGACAUGGAGACUCUCGGGUAUCCCGAGUCGGAAUCAACGUUCGGUAAUAUUGACGGAUUUUCCACAUGGUGGGACUUUGGAAACUUAUAA
Penicillium verhagenii is the source of this 1992-nucleotide messenger RNA. Its product is annotated as putative C6 transcription factor. Gene Ontology annotation, cellular component: nucleus. The coding region runs from base 1 to 1992 and encodes 663 amino acids. NCBI's taxonomy places the organism in Eukaryota, Fungi, Ascomycota, Eurotiomycetes, Eurotiales, Aspergillaceae. The transcript has 4 exons. Gene Ontology annotation, molecular function: DNA binding; zinc ion binding. Gene Ontology annotation, biological process: DNA-templated transcription. The record is from RefSeq and is a predicted model, not a curated record.